Messenger RNA from Monomorium pharaonis (pharaoh ant), 1948 nucleotides. Its product is annotated as 4-coumarate--CoA ligase 1. Gene Ontology annotation, molecular function: long-chain fatty acid-CoA ligase activity. Gene Ontology annotation, biological process: fatty-acyl-CoA biosynthetic process; long-chain fatty acid metabolic process. NCBI's taxonomy places the organism in Eukaryota, Metazoa, Arthropoda, Insecta, Hymenoptera, Formicidae. The record is from RefSeq and is a predicted model, not a curated record. The transcript has 7 exons. Bases 208 to 1836 code for a protein of 542 amino acids.
AUUGACCCUGACGAACAGUAUGAGAUAAUCUCACAACGCGAGACAUUCGUUCCGAGUGUGUCUAAUUCACAAAAGACGCGGCGCUAGUUGUCGAGUUACAACAUAAAUAUCUCGAUUCAUCGGCUAAAGCGCUGCAUCACUUUUGUUUAAUUUUCUAAUUCUCAGGUAGAAACUUCACCAAUAAACGAAUUCUACAUCGCCGCAAAAAUGGGAAAAAUAUACGAACACCGCCUGAAAGAGGCAACGCCGAAUAUAUCUAUGGGACAACUCGUCCUGGACAAGUUACGACAGAAUCUCGAUCGUGUUUUUACAAUAGAUGGAGCAACCGGCAAACGGAUGACACACAGAGAAAUACUCGAAAAAAGCGUAAAGUUAGCGAAGUUUUUACAAAGACACGGAAUAAAAGCCGGGGACGCAAUUGGCAUCGCAACUGAAAAUCGACUAAAUUGGUUAAUACCAGCUUGCGCGAGUUUUUAUCUUGGCGCUAUAUUAGCACCGUAUAAUCCUAUGUAUACGGAAUAUGAAUUCCAGCACAUAUUAAACAUCGCGAAGCCGCGUGUUGUUUUCGUGUCUCAUCGCACCGAAAAUCUCUUCGUUAAAAUCCAACCAACAUUAUCCUGGAAAAUGAAUAUAAUACAGCUGGACGAUCAAUCGCAGAUGGUAAAUAUCCGUACAUUGAAGGAUAUUUUAAAUGACGAACCAGGCGUAGACUACAUGAAAUAUCAACCCACCGAUAUCGGCGAUGUCAAUCAACAUCCGUUAACUGUUCUCUGUUCAAGCGGAACCACGGGCUUGCCGAAAGGAGUAACUCUGUCUCAUAAAAAUUUAAUAGCGUUUAUGAUGAAAAUACGCUUGUACGAUCACUUGGAUAUGCGAAACGGCGACAAAAUAUUAUUGAUGCUGCCAUUUUAUCAUGGCUACUCGAUGGGCACGAUGUUAGCCGGCCUCUGUUCGAGCUGCGUCGUAAUCGUGAUGUCUGGCUUCGACCCGAAACUCUUCUUAAAUCUGAUACAGGAGCAUAAGGUCACCCAUAUGCCUAUCGUACCACCGACCAUGACGUUCCUGGCGAAACACCCGAUGGUGGAGAAGUACGACUUUCGCAGCGUGAGAGAAAUCAUCUGCGGAGCGGCGCCGCUUUCGAAGGACAUCGUAGACAUGGUAAAAUCUCGCAUUGGCGCGAAAUGGAUUCGCAAUGGCUACGGCAUGACGGAGUUGUCGGUAGUGAGCAAUACGAACGGACGCGACGAUGACGAUAACGAUUUCGAUCAUCCGUCAACGGGACGAAUCUUUCCCGGUUUCCUUGCUAAAGUGGUCGAUAUCGAGACGCAAGAGACGCUGGAGGCUGGUCAGAUAGGCGAACUCUGCUACAAGGGGGAACAAGUGAUGAUGGGUUACUGGAACAACCCCGAGGCAACCAGACAGACCAUCGACGCGGACGGGUGGCUUCACACCGGCGACAUCGGUUACUUCGACGACAAGGAAAGACUGCACGUGGUCGAUCGCAUCAAGGAGCUAAUCAAGUACAAAGGCUUUCAAGUCUCACCGUCGGAAAUAGAGACCGUGCUACUGUCGCAUCCUGAUAUAAAAGACGCCGGGGUCACUGCUAAACCCGACGAACGUAGCGGAGAGGUUCCCGUGGCUUUCGUAGUGAAGCAAAUCGGUUCUAAGAUCACCGCCGAAGAGGUGCAGGAGUUUGUCAAACAGAAACUGUCGCCGCAAAAAUGGCUGUAUGGCGGGGUGCAAUUUGUCGAUGCCAUACCAAAGAGUGCUGCUGGCAAAAUUUUACGCCGUGAACUUAAAGCAAUGAUUUCUAAAGCAACGGCCUCUAAAUUGUAACGAUUGAAAUCGCAAACACCGAUGGACUUGCACUCGUAAUCAAUAAAAAUCUUCUUAAGUAAAAAACAAAAAAGUAAAAAUAAGUAUAUUCAAAAUAAAGUAUAAUAAUUUA